This is a messenger RNA of Polyodon spathula (Mississippi paddlefish), 1961 nucleotides long. RefSeq names its product N-myc-interactor-like. Bases 166 to 1341 code for a protein of 391 amino acids. The record is from RefSeq and is a predicted model, not a curated record. Lineage: Eukaryota; Metazoa; Chordata; Actinopteri; Acipenseriformes; Polyodontidae. Gene Ontology annotation, cellular component: cytoplasm. The transcript has 10 exons. Gene Ontology annotation, molecular function: nucleic acid binding.
AAAAAAAAAAAAAAAAAAAAAUAGGGGGUGAACACUGCACACGGAAUUAGUGUAGUGUUGGCGAGAAAUACUGUAGCCUACUUUAAUAUUUACUGAAAAGGGAAGGCACGGCACAAGCACAUAUGGCAAUGGGUACUAAUGAAGCUCCACAGCCAUUAGUCCUCAAUGUGGAUGUUUAAUGAAAAUCAAUCAUUUAAAAUGUUUCACUCAAAGACGACCCUUGAAGAAUUGUCACCAGAAGACCAAGAAGAGCUUAGAAACUUAGAAAAGGAACUGGAACAGUUGAAGACACAAUUUGAAAAAGCAGAUACAGUAAAGUCUAGACUGCUGCUAGACAAACUAGACGUAGAAGAACACAAGAAGCAAGCUCAGGAUGAGAUGAUGAAGCUUCUACAAGAGGAGAAGGAGUUUUCAAAAGAGCUGGAAAAUCAGAAAAAAAGAUUUGAGCAAGAGGCUCUGGCAAUUGAGGAAACAAACCACCAACUGAGACAUCAAGUCAAUAAACAAAAAGAAAGGCUUAAAUUCAAGAGAUCAGAAAGUGAAUCCUUGCAGCAAAAGUUUAAGAUCAUAACAGCGAUUCCAGAGAAGGCGGUUAAGUUUAUUGGAGUGGAAAAGGAGAUUCCUGAUCACAAGCUGGAGGAGGACUGUCUUCACAUGCAGGGCCUGUUCUCCAUCAUUCAGAACCCUGCUCUCGCCCUCAGUGGAGGCCACGCUCUGAUCACCUUUGAGGAAGAACAAGUUGCUGAAAGGAUCUUAAAACUUGCUAGUUGUCCAGUGACCAUAGACAAUGCGAAGAUGAACGUGAAGCCUUCCCGUGUGGCGUUAGACCCAACAGCGAAAUUUGAGGUGCAGCUCAAUGUGUCUCUGAAGAAGAUUGAAGUGUCCAAUAUUCCUCCUGUUCUACCGGAAGAAAGGAUCAGAGACAAACUGGAGCUGAGCUUCUCGAAGCCAAGCUUGGGAGGGGGGGAGGUGGAAAAUGUCGACUACAACAAGGAUUCUGGAACAGCAGUAAUUACAUUUCUGGAUACUGGAGUUGCUGAGCGUGUGGCUAUGAGGAAAACAUACCCCUUAGAUAUGGGACUCAAAGUUUUUGAAGUUUUUGUCAGUCUGUGCACUGAACACCAGAUAACAAAGUUCCAGACAUUCUGCGGCACCUCCAGACGCACAGUCCUGCUGUCUGGUAUCAGGGAUAUUCUCGAUGAGGAGGACUUGCAGGACAAUCUGGAGAUCCACUUCCAGAAACCGAACAACUAUGGGGGAGAGGUGGAGAAUAUCAAAUACACCGCCCAAGGACAAACCAUUGUGGCUUACUUUAAUGAAGAAACUGUAGCCAGUGAAUAAUAUUCAAGGAUUGGGGGAUAUGUCUGUGUGUUUCUCUUGCAUUAGGUGACGUUGAUUUUCUUAUUUAGUUUCUAAAUUGAGAUCGGUAUUUUAUUGUAAUCCUUCAUGUAUCUGUCACAUUCAAGAAAUGUAAUGGUGGUGGUACUGGGUUAUGGAUCUAAUGCAAAAAAAUGAGUGUCAACUGAAAUAUAUCCAAAUAUGUUUUAUUUAGUUUUAAUUUUUUUUAGGAUAGAUGAAGUACAGUAUUAUAAAUGUGAAACUAGAGGAGACUAUUCGUCCCAUCAUUGCUCCUCCAUGUUCUUUUAGCUGACUGAUCUCAAAACAAUGUCAAGCCGGAUCUUAAAGGAUCCCAGUGAUUCAGCAUCAACAACACCUUAACGUGCCUGUAGCCAGAGUGUGAGAGAGCAGUUGAGAUGGGUGACUGGGCAUUUGCUUUGUAGACAUUAAACUAAUCUCUGGCUGGUCCCUCAAAAGACUUUCUUUCAAACUGUUUGAGGAUAGGAUAGGGUCCUGUAUAAGUGUAUUAACAAUCAUGAUGAUCUAUACUGGGCAAUACAAAUAAAGUAAUCUUAUGUAUUGUAAUGUUUACAUUUAUGUUAUGAAUAUCAUAAUAAAGAACA